AUGGUCAGAACAGGAACAACAUCUGCAGAGUCAGCACAACCGAUCACCACCAAUGAAAUUACUCCUACUACCUACAUUGAUGAAUCCGCAACAAGUAGUUUUGUAACAAACCCCGAGAUUACCACCAGUUCACUUUCAACAUUCAGUUCAGAAAGCACUCGUGUUACUGAAACCUCCCCUGAACACACCACUAGUACAACAGAGCAUCCACCAACAACUCUGGAGACUUCUGAGACCACAAGGUCCUUGAACACUGAAGUUCCAACUAUUGCAACAACCAUGGUCAGAACAGGAACAACAUCUGCAGAGUCCGCACCACCAAUGACCACCAAUGAAAUUACUCCUACUACCUACAUGGAUCAAUCCACAACCACUAGUACAACAGAGCAUCGACCAACAACUCUGGAGACUUCUGAGACCACGACGUCCUUAAACACCGAAGUUUCAGCUUCUUCUUCUACAACAACAAUGGUCAGAACAGGAACAACAUCUGCAGAGUCAGCACAACCGAUCACCACCAGUGAAAUUACUCGUACUACCUACAUGGACCAAUCCGCAACAAGUACUUUUUGUCCCAACUGUCAGUGUAAUCUGGGAAGCUGUGUGUUCAAUGCAACACUUAACGGAUGUCAGUGCCUGUGUCAAAUACAUGUCUUUGGAGAUACAUGCUCUUUUGGAGAAAGCAACAUUCCUAUUGACACUGGCAGAUUCCCAACUCGAAAAGCAAAUAUUACUUUGAAAAUCAACAUUACGUACACAGAGGCAUUUAAUAAUUUAAGUUCACACGAAUCAUUGGAUUUCAUUAAUAAAUUAGAAAACAAGCUCGUAGGGCUAUGCAAAGAAGCAGACCCCCAGUCCUUUAAAACAGUGAAAGUUAUCAAAUUAAGUCAAGGAAGUGUUGUUGCAGAGAGUGUGGCGGAGUAUAUCUAUGAAAACAAUGAAACUCAAAUCCAGUUUAUUAACACCCAGCUUGAUGGGGUUUUGAGGAAUAUCCUUCAAAACCAAAAUAACCUAAAUAAGAUUUCUUUGGCCUUUAAUAAUGCAAGUGUGCAGUUAAAUAAUCUCACCUUGCAGUCACCUCCAAUAACAAAUAUCACAGAUUUGGAGCCUUUUGUUAACUGUUCUCAGUUUGCCAAUUACACUGCUGAGAUUAGUAAUGGUCAAUGGCAGUGUGUUGGACCUUGCAAGACAAACCCUGAUUACUGCCAUGGACAUGGGGAAUGUCUCAAUGACAUUUACAAAGGCCCGGCUUGCAGGUGCUAUGAAAACAGCCUAGAGCAGUUUUAUGGUCCACAGUGUGACCUCUUUCGCAGAGGUCCAGGUUUCUAUGGAGCACUGUUUGGCUCACUGGCAGUAGCACUCCUGCUCUUGAUUAUAAUCAUCAUUGCUGUCAUUAUCAAAAAGAGACAUAUUUGCACUUGGAAAAGAAGCAACUCUUAUAAGGGUAGACUGCGUUUUUUGGAGGAAGAUUUCUUUGACUUCUCUGAUAGAGGAGCUGACGAUUUUGGAGUGGCAGGGACUUACAGUUCAGAUAGCACAUUAAGACAGUGA
This is a messenger RNA of Archocentrus centrarchus (flier cichlid), 1551 nucleotides long. Its product is annotated as mucin-3B. Bases 1 to 1551 code for a protein of 516 amino acids. Lineage: Eukaryota; Metazoa; Chordata; Actinopteri; Cichliformes; Cichlidae. The record is from RefSeq and is a predicted model, not a curated record. The transcript is spliced from 11 exons.